GCCAGCGCGCGCACUGACCUCGGCGCGAGACCGAGACGCGCCGCCUCUUGCUCGCGGGGUCGAUCGCCGAGGCGAAGAUGACGGUGGUGCCCGGGGAGAACGCGGACGAGAGCGCGGCGCUCGCCGCGUUCCCGCACGACGCGUACGACGUGGAGCGCGCCGACCAGGAGUGCUGCGAGCGGGUGGUCAUCAACAUCUCGGGGCUGCGCUUCGAGACGCAGCUGAAGACGCUGGCGCAGUUCCCGGGCACCCUGCUGGGCGACCCCGGCAAGAGGAUGCGCUUCUUCGACCCGCUGCGCAACGAGUACUUCUUCGACAGGAACCGGCCGAGCUUCGACGCCAUCCUCUACUACUACCAGUCCGGCGGCAGGCUGCGGAGACCCGUCAACGUGCCCGUGGACAUCUUCCUGGAGGAGAUCAAGUUCUAUGAGCUGGGGGAGGAGGUGAUCGAGAAUUUCAAGGAGGACGAGGGCUUCAUCAAGGAGGAAGAGCGCCCGCUGCCGGACAACGAGUUCCAGCGUCAGGUGUGGCUGCUCUUCGAGUACCCCGAGAGCUCGGGCCCGGCCAGGGGCAUCGCCAUCGUGUCCGUGCUGGUCAUCCUCAUCUCCAUCGUCAUCUUCUGCAUGGAGACCCUGCCUGAGUUCAGGGAGGAGAACCGUUCCUUUGAGGGUCAGCUCGCGGCGAACGGAACUUCUCGGGCGGAGAAGCCCAAUCCCUUCACGGAUCCCUUCUUCAUAGUGGAGACCCUGUGCAUCAUCUGGUUCUCCUUCGAGCUCCUCGUGAGGUUCCUGGCGUGCCCCAGCAAGCCGGCUUUCUUCAAAAACAUCAUGAACACCAUUGACAUCGUGGCCAUCAUGCCCUAUUUCAUCACCCUGGGCUUGGAGCUGGCCGAGCACCAAGGAAACGGCCAGCAAGCCAUGUCUCUGGCCAUCCUGAGGGUCAUCCGCCUGGUGAGGGUCUUCAGGAUCUUCAAGCUGUCGAGACACUCGAAGGGCCUUCAAAUCCUGGGCAAGACCCUCCAGGCGAGCAUGAGGGAGCUCGGCCUCCUCAUCUUCUUCCUCUUCAUCGGGGUCAUCUUGUUCUCGAGCGCCGUGUACUUCGCAGAGACCGACGACCCCGAGUCGGGCUUCAGCAGCAUCCCGGACGCUUUCUGGUGGGCCGUGGUGUCCAUGACCACCGUGGGCUACGGGGACAUGUGUCCCGUCACCAUCGGUGGCAAAAUCGUGGGCUCGCUGUGCGCCAUCGCCGGCGUGCUCACCAUCGCCUUGCCCGUCCCCGUGAUCGUGUCCAACUUCAACUACUUCUACCACAGGGAGACGGAGCACGAGGAGCAGCUCCAGUACACGCACGUGACGUGCGGCCAGCAGCAGCCCUCUUUCGGGGAGUUCAAGAGCGACAGCAAGCCCUCCUUCAACAGGUCCGACUACAUGGACCACGAGGACUUGGACUCCAUCAAAUACACGAACUGCAGCCCACAGAAGGCGUACACGGGCAAGCUGACGGACGUGUGAGCGCGCGUGGCGCGCGGGGAGCCACCUGGGAACGAUGCGCCUCUGUGCGUAAAAAGCGCUCAUCCCGCACUUCGGCUUCGCUCCGUUCGCAGCCCGUUCGCCUCCUUUUCAAGGCGCCGCAGGCGCAGGAAGGAGCCGGACGACUUAGACAAUUUUUUUUUUUUCCUCUCUCUCUCUCUCUCUCUCUCUCUCUUUUUUGGAAGAAUAGCACACGGGGGGUCGGCAUAAUCUCCGCUUGUUGCGCCCGCAGCGUUGAAGCGUAAAGUUGCUUUGGAUUCUCGUGUUUUAGGAUGUAAAACAUCUUCACAUAGGCUUCACCUCUGGUAGCACUUUAUUUUUCUAAUAGCGGUAAUAUGAAAUGUUUUGUUACAAAAACGUUUACAUUUGUUUUUGCGUGUUUUUGAGCGCAGGGAGGAAAACAGGACACAUAGGACCAAUUAACCGAAAUUGUCGCGUCAUACGCGUAUUCCUCCAUCUAUCUGCGGACGGAACGGACGGUGCAAUUAAGGGCAGUAUGCAAGGUCAUUCGGAGCUGACCUGCCUGCUUUGUUCUCCACACAUCAUUUUGCGUCACUAAUUUUCCAUGACUGCCGCAUAAAGAGGCGCUGCAGAUCUAAAUAUAAGAACUGCCCGUGAUUUUGACUGUAUAGCAAUUACAGGUGCCACUGGAACGUGUCCAGCACUUAGUGAGACUAUAUUCUCUUUCAUUUUCGAGAGCAAAUUGCCCUUCAAAUCAGUUUCUGCGAAAGGCGAAUUAUGUAGGCGCUUUCGAUCGACCUUCAAGGCAAAACAAGAAGAAGUAGGCUCAUAAUUGUUUACAUUUUUAGAUAUUCUUUACGAAAUUCUCGGCUGUCGCCGAAAUAAACGAAAACGAACUAUUGUAAAAUGAUUAUUUUUGUUAUACAACAGGCCAGGAAUAUAUGUGUUUAUGUGCGCACGCAGUGGUUGGAUUUUAAAGAAAGUGCUCCAGGAAAUGUCACGGCCGUGGUGGCUCCUUUGGAAAGAUUACACAGAUUGUAGCGCCGCCACGUGGACGAACAUGAGCCUUUUUGAAGAUGUCUUCAGAGACAAUAGUAACGUUUCUAUAGCAACCGUGCGGACCGUUCCCGCCUUUUGUCAGCAGCAAGAGAUUGUCGCUUAAUCGAGCUCUAAUAUCUGUAGUUGCUUUAAUGAAUGCAUCGUUACACUUGCUUUCCUGCAGUUUAUUUUCUUACAACUUAUAUUUCAGUCAGUCUUCCACACCGUCCUGAUGUAAUGUAAAUGUAAAUUAAAAUAAUAACAGAAUUGGCAAUUUUUAAGAUGGGUUUUGGUUUGCCCACUGUUUUGCAAGGAACAGAUUAACAAGAAAAUGACACGAAGCACACAGGGAGAUAAUCCAGAGUAAAACAUGAUGAACCCAGAGGACUGUUUCACAGCCAGGCUGUUGUAAAUGCAAUUACUGGACUAUAAUGAUAAAAAAUGUGCAAAGCCUUAGGAAUGAUGCCGAUGAUGAGGGUCAACCGAGGAUUCCAGAACAAGUCCGUGCGCGCGUUUUGGUCACCAUCCUGAUCGCGCUCCAUCCUCAGGGAAGCGGAGCUGCUCGGAAGCGUCUGUCCCCCACCAUCAUCAUCAUCAUCAUCAUGCUACUGAUCUCCAAAAAUACUGUCCUGCACAAAACCGGGAAGGGAACGAAAGCAGACCGAAUCAUGGAAACGGAAGGUGAGGGAGAAGACUCGCACUUGGCACCUGCGCACGUGGGGAAAGGAACGGAUCUGGAAAGAGGACCGGCGGAGACGAGGAGGAAGGAAGGAGGCACCCAA
Molecule: messenger RNA, 3310 nt
Organism: Scleropages formosus (Asian bonytongue)
Lineage: Eukaryota; Metazoa; Chordata; Actinopteri; Osteoglossiformes; Osteoglossidae
Product: shaker-related potassium channel tsha2-like
Exons: 1
Coding region: 78-1511 (477 amino acids)
Biological process (GO): action potential; potassium ion transmembrane transport; protein homooligomerization
Cellular component (GO): membrane; voltage-gated potassium channel complex
Molecular function (GO): delayed rectifier potassium channel activity; protein binding
Source: RefSeq, a predicted model, not a curated record